Fusarium coffeatum is the source of this 747-nucleotide messenger RNA. RefSeq lists its product as uncharacterized. NCBI's taxonomy places the organism in Eukaryota, Fungi, Ascomycota, Sordariomycetes, Hypocreales, Nectriaceae. Bases 1 to 747 code for a protein of 248 amino acids. The record is from RefSeq and is a predicted model, not a curated record. The transcript has a single exon.
AUGUGUCAAGAGAUCGUCGGUGUCUGCUGCUAUUGCGGCGACCAUAUCAAAUCCUACUUCCUUCUUUGCCAUUCUUGGCACGUAAUCGCAGCACAGUUGAUGGCUGUAGGCGAACCAGCCCCUCGAGCAGAGCAUUGCGAAUUUCGCGUAGCGAAGGCAUUCCAGCCUUGGCUCAGAGGCUGUACCAACAACGACGUCUGUCCUUCGUGGUUCGGGAAUAUGUUCCCAGGUUUUAGUGACUCUUGGAGUGAAGAGACCUAUCAAUUCGAGGAGCUAACUGUUGCUGAGGACAAGUACGAUGAAUGGAAGAAAGACUUUGCUCGGAAGUACUUCGUGAAAAGACCUAUCCAGAUUCUACAGGAACCUGAGGGAUUCUUUGAAUCAGAUACCGAAUCUGUUCUUUCAUCGUCUGCUGCUACUUCGUCUAUCGACGACGGCGAGAUUGCUAAUGAGACUCUCCAGUCCGAAGUUGACGAGGAUACUCAUACCCAGACUGACGAAGCCAACAAACGAAAUUUCGCCGCAGUCGAUUCAGCUUCUGAGAUCUCGGAAAUUGAUCCACUAGACCUAUUCUACGGUAACGUGGUCGAUUAUGUUCCUAACAAAGACACCAGGAGCAACACCGUAGAAGCAGCGAAGACAUCGAGAGCCAAGAGCAGCCGAGAAGAGUACCAAGACCUAGCCCCUGUAUGGACUUCGUUCCAUCCUUUCAUGGACAUGGGACGUGAUAGAGAGUUCAACGACUAA